GACCGCCUUGAUCCCGUCGAGGUUCCGAGCUCUUUGGGUUUCGCCGUGCUCUUGUCGCGCCAAGCGGUCGUUUCGUGGCUCCGUCGUGUUGGGCGUCGUUAUCAGUUGCCGUACUGCUUAGCGCUGCACGUUGCACAAUACCCGCACGACUCGUCUCGCAUCGGUAAAGACGCGGCGGCGGUGAGCGUGCGCCACACCGGUGAAACUCGACUCAUCCCAGCCGCGGCCGCUUGACCUGACAUGCCGACGCCGUCACCACGCGUCCAAGCACCACCGUGCGUGGCCGACUCCUUUUAGAGGCAUUCGUCGCGUAUUUGGUGAGCGGCAUUUUACGGCGUGUUGCGAGUACGCGAAGCAGCAGGCGAUCCGCGAGACACUUCCGCAAUGUCGACGAGGCGCUCCCGGAUCCAGAUCAAACCCAACUUGGGGCGCAAGAGCGACGGCCCUGCGGCGUCGGGACCGCGGAAGCCGGCACCGCCAGCCCCGGCGGCGGCUCCUCCACCGCCUUCGACGACGUUGGGUUCCGGUGACAGCGUCGCCGUCACCCAAACGAUCGCUGCCUCGUCAGCACCGGCACCUGCACCGCAUGAGCCUAGCGCUGCGGACCAACCCGACGUUGCGAGCGUGCCAGACCAGCCGGCCACGGUGCCGGCGGAAGAGCCCUUGACCCCAACCGCGGCUCCCGCAGAGCCGCCUUGCGCUGCGGUCGCCGUCUCGGAGUCUCCAGUGGACCCUCCGGACCCACCGCCGCCAGAGCCCGCCGUGACCAAAUCGCCGCCGAAGCGGCCAGCGCCCGUCGUGACCGCUUCGGAGUCUCCACAAAAGGUAGCCAGACCAUCCGAAGUAACAGAGCCGUCAACCCCUCAGCAGCCGGUGCCCACCCCUAACACGCCAUCGGAGCCACGGACUCGCAAGGCAGAAAAGCAGGUGCGGCGUCGCAGCAGGCGUACGAGUGCUCGAAAGCCACCCACGGACCGCAGCGCCAUGACCAUGCAGGACCUCAUCUACUACAAUCCGCCUGGGAACCCCAUGCCUGAGAAGUCAUCCAAAACGUUGAGCAGGGACAAGGCUGUUCCGGAGACUGGGUCAGUCGCUGAUGUGGAGGAACAGGAGGCUGUAGACGAUGUGGCCGAGCAGGAGGAGGACGAGUCCGCAGAGGUGGGACCCCGAGUCCGACUCGGUCCCAACGGCGAGAUCACGCUGGACGAGGAGAGUCUGGUGAUCCGCCGGCAGGUGGCACAGCCCUCGACACGCGCCAUUGUAUACGAGACGGGUGGCGAGACCAACUACGCGUCGUUCCGCAAGAAUGCCAAGGGGCGGCGCACGUGGACGCCGGCGCAGACUGCGCGCUUCUACCGGGCGCUCAGUGUCUGCGGCACUGACUUUACACUUAUGGCCACUUUCUUCCCCAAGCGCACUCGCCAGGACCUCAAGAACAAGUUCAAGCGUGAGGAACGCCGCAACCGGGAGCUCGUGGACCGCACAAUCAAUGACCCCACCCAGUUUGACCCCGAGGGCCUGGAGGAAGAGACCGACGAGCCUGACGAACCAGAGCCCGUGCCUAAGCGUGGAAGGGGCCGCAAGCGCAAAACCCCACCCACGGAAGACAUCACCGUUCAAGAGGAAGUGGUCGAAGAGGAGGUGGUGCACGAAGAGAUCAUCAUCCAGGACGAGCCGGAACCAGACAAGACCGCAGAGGAGACGACGGGGCACGCCACAGGGACGGCCGAGUCUGCAACGACAGUGGGACCACUUGUGCCGGGAAGCGCAGCGGUCGGGACGACGCCACCACUCAGGCUGCAGGCUGGGCAGCUGGUGUUCUACGCCAGCCGGACACAGGAGCAGGUGGUGCAUGUGUUUGUGGUGGCACCGCCGCAGGGCGGUGCGAGCAGCGAACUUGCUGCACGUCUCAGCAGUCCACCCUUGCCGCGCGUUGCGACAGCCCCGCCCUCCGCGGCCUCCUAGUAGUGUUUUGCUUCUGUGGAUGUGUGCAUGUGUGUGCUUGUGUGCGUGUAGGCACCCACGGGACCUGGUGUGUUUUGGUGCACUCUCGAACAUGCUACGUGUUGUGGUGGACGUUGUGUGUUUGUACGUGAACAUGACCCCAGCGCAUUCGCGGUACGCACGUUCGGACGUGUACCUUUGCUCACGCUUAGCGUGGAAGUGAGCUUUUGUGCGGGUGCACUUGGAUGGUGGCACAGUACUGUUGGGCCAAUGGAAAGGCGAGGCGCCUAGAGGUAUGCUUACCCCCCACUCGCCUCGUGCUUUGCCGAUUCCCUACGCUGUCCAAAUGGUGUGCCGUAGCAAAAAUUAAGCGAGGUGCGGCUCGGCAAUGCCAGUGCAAUCUUUCCACACUGUUGCCUUUGCACAUUUUGUGUGACAGUCCUAGCUGACUAGAACCAUCUCGUCAGACUUGUCAGUGUCGUUUCACUUGUAUCUCGACGCAUGUUCUCACAUAACUGGCGUUGCUUACGAUCAUGUGACCAAGCGAAGCGUCUUAUCGAGUGUAGGAGUGCGCGUGAAAACGUCGUCUGCUUCACUGACGAGAGAGCCUGCAAUGAAUGGGACUCAUUUUGUGCUUCCUAAAACAGAAGCUAACCAACCAAAGCCACUCUUACAUCUUUGAAAUAGCUGCCAUUUUGCGUGAAAUCUGCAUAGAGGUCACAUGGCAAUAUUACUUCAUAUAUGUGACAGUCAAGCAUUGCUAUUAUUUAUUGCUGAUCCUCUCAGCCUAAUGUGUCGGCCGUCUGCUGAAGACGCCAUAUUUUAUUUUAAGUGCCCUUGCACUUGAGGCUGCACUUAUGUUCCAUGUGCUCUCAGGAAACUUAAGAGACUUCUUUUUGUGUGUGGACAUUUCUCUUAAUCGUGCUGACGUGAAUGAACAGGCGUAAUUGUGCUUUAUAUAAGCGUCCUGUUGGCAUAGUUUGGUUUCCUGUCGUAGUGGAAACUCUCGGAUGAAUGUAGUUCCUGUAUAGAUCAUAUGCCGGGUGAAAGCAUUUACACUUCCAGUAUUAAUACGGUAUUUAUUCUGGAAGAUCCGGCAGUGGCCAUUCAGGCCAAGUGCAACUAGGGCUCUCUUAAAAGGGGAAGGGCCUAUUGGCUGCUGCACUGCGAGCGUACUCUAACAGAUGGUUUCGAGGCAUUUCGUGUGUUUACUGCACAGAACGUAUGGUUUGAACGAGCACUGUUUGAUGGUAGUGGCUGAACUAGAUGCUUGUACUGCAGAAAUGGCAAGUUCAUGGCAGAGGCACUGCAGUUCACUUUUCCGUAACAUGGCAUAUGUAUUUGUCGUUAGCCGCCUCACCUGCAAAGUCGCUGAUUGGCCAGAAACAGUUGCAUGUCAAGGUGUACGCGUGGGUAUCAAGAGUUUACCAGCCUCUGUUACGUUAAAGACGCUUGUAACCUAGCUGUAUGUUGGGUGCCCGCCGCAACCUUUGUGCAACUGUUUUUGCGCUCUUGACUUGUGCACCACCCGGAGUUGAUAAAUGGAGGUGGGCACCAACCUGUGUGGCCUGUUGAGCCACAAAACAAAGAAUUGUCUCGUGGUCCAGUCAAUGAAGAACCAAAUACAGAUGGCAGGUUGAUCGUUGAGAAUAAAAGAUAGCACAAGUGUAGCUGUAUUGCAUUACAUGCCAUUGUGCUUACUGAUAGUGAUGCUGGGCUGUUCCGGCUCGUCAGUCUUGAGCUAGUUCAGGAGAUCAUUGUCAUUUCCCUGGAAGCUGGCCGCUUAUCAGAAGAAAGAAUUGCUUGGGUAUAAGAGCUAUCUGCUGAAUCACCCCUGUGACUGAAUAGUGGGAAUGGCCCUGCACUCUGCCUAUUGGUGUGUUCAUGAUCUGCAAUGCCACGUGCUGUAAUGUUAUCACUCUGACCCUCAGUAUCUUGCACUGAUCUUCUCUUCGUAUUGAUAGUACAUUAUCAGAAGCGAAAGAUGUGCUCGGCUUGCUACCAAGGCAGACUGAACCAUGUAGUGGGCCUUGGGGCUGCAUUCUUUUGCAAUUUUAGAUCUCCAUUGAACUCCAUCUUUAUUGAGAGCUCUGAAAUGCCAGAGGUAUGAUGAGAGAUUCACUACAUAGUUUGUAGUUAGCCUUGGUUGCACACUGAGCUAUAUGUCUUUGCUUUUGAUAAUCUGGGCCUGUUCUUUGUGAAACUUACUUUGCAUAACAUUGGUCUAUGUUCAGGUGGCUGCCAGUCACGAUAGCAGUCGGUGUGGUGAUAUGAAUGUCUUGAGGAUGAACAAUUAAGCAAAAAGAUCCAGUCAGUGUAGUGAUUUGGGCAAGUUGGCCGUUUAUGGUGAACUUGUUUUUUAGCAUUCACAGACACGGACACACUGAAUGCUUUGUGUGUCCUGUACCCUCUCCUUGUGUCUGUCAGUGCUAAAACAAGUUGAGAAGUUUUGCCAAUAUGGGCGUUGCACACUUUACUUUCAAAGUAAGUUCCCAGCCCAAAGUGCUUGUAAUUCAAUAGGACAUCAACCUGUUACUGUGCUUUCGCUGCCAGUACUGUACUAAUCUGAGAGUAUGGAGAAGCUUAGCUUACUACAAGUCUGUACACUGAACGAGUAGGAGCAGAGUGGUAUUACAUGGCUUAUGUCUAGUCCAACUGCUAGGCAAACUUUUGCAGUAGACAGUACGGUCUGGCUGAAGGCUUCAGGAGAUGGUAGGCCUGUUGUUUGUGCUGGCCACCAUGCUUAUCCGAGAUAUAAAGUGAAAGCCCUGUACAAACUGCCUGCUUCUGACCUGAAUGAUAAGUCCCUGGCGAGAAAUUUUUUUCCCAUCACGCAAGGGGCUUUCCUGAAUUUGAAGCCGUAACUGGUGAUGUCUGUUUAACAAAUGUCUGUUUGGUUACGGUGUCUUUCUCGAUGCUGUGCACUUGCUAAAAGAAGUAGAAAUGGAUUUUGCACAAUUCCUGCUCAAAUAAACCUUCUCCAAGUAGGUGACCUUCAGAA
Molecule: messenger RNA, 4945 nt
Organism: Dermacentor andersoni
Lineage: Eukaryota; Metazoa; Arthropoda; Arachnida; Ixodida; Ixodidae
Gene: Bdp1
Product: transcription factor TFIIIB component B'' homolog Bdp1
Biological process (GO): RNA polymerase III preinitiation complex assembly
Cellular component (GO): transcription factor TFIIIB complex
Molecular function (GO): TFIIIC-class transcription factor complex binding
Source: RefSeq, a predicted model, not a curated record